Molecule: messenger RNA, 1284 nt
Organism: Asparagus officinalis (garden asparagus)
Lineage: Eukaryota; Viridiplantae; Streptophyta; Magnoliopsida; Asparagales; Asparagaceae
Product: DNA damage-binding protein 2
Exons: 6
Coding region: 190-1068 (292 amino acids)
Biological process (GO): DNA repair; response to UV
Cellular component (GO): Cul4-RING E3 ubiquitin ligase complex; nucleus
Molecular function (GO): protein binding; damaged DNA binding
Source: RefSeq, a predicted model, not a curated record
UAUUCCUUCUCAGAUUAAACUUCAAUAAUUGUUACAUUUGGUUUACUUUCACCUGAAAGCAGUUGGUUCAACUUAGGUCUUAUUGAACAUAUUUGUCUGGAUAUCUUUGAUGAAGAAUCAUGACCUUUGGUCUAACUGAAUAUGAUAUUGACACAUUUAUCUGAUCUUUAGGGUCCAGCAACUUGGCGAAUGCUGUAUGGUAUGGAUAUUAACUCAGAUAAAGGCCUUUUGCUAGUGGCAGAUAAUUUUGGAUACGUAUACUUGUUGGAUGGACGUUCAAAGAUGAGAACGGGAGAACCAAUUCUAAUGCAUAAAAAGGGUAGCAAAGUGGUUGGGCUUCAUUGUAAUCCCCUUCAGCCAGAUGUUCUUCUAAGUUGUGGAAAUGAUCAUUUUGCUCGAAUUUGGGAUAUUCGUCGAUUGGUGGGUGGAUCAUCCCUUGCCAGUCUUGCUCAUGGGCGAGUCGUUAACUCAGCAUACUUCUCACCACAAACUGGAAACAAAAUCUUAACGACUUCUCAAGAUAAUCGUAUCCGAGUUUGGGAUUCUAUCUUUGGCAAUUUGGAUUCUCCUAGCAGAGAGAUUGUUCACAGUCAAGAUUUCAAUAGGCACUUGACACCUUUUCGAGCAGAAUGGGAUCCAAAGGAUCCCUCGGAAUCUCUAGCUGUUAUUGGUCGAUACAUCAGCGAGAACUACAAUGGCGUGGCAUUGCAUCCCAUUGAUUUUAUAGAUACAAGUACCGGGAAGCUUGUUGCUGAGGUGAUUGAUCCAGAUAUAACAACCAUUAGUCCUGUGAAUAAGCUACAUCCUCGAGAUGAUGUAUUGGCUACAGGGAGCUCAAGGUCUCUUUUCAUUUGGAGGCCAAAGGAGGAUACCAACUCUGCACGACUCCAGCAAGAGCAGAAGUCUAAAGACUUCAUAAUUGCAACAGCUGAGAAGAAAUCCAAAAGAAAGUUUGAUGACGACAGCGACGAUGAUUUUGAUUCCUACUCCAAGGGUAAGAAAUCCAACGGCAAGAAACAGAACGCUAAGUCGAAGACCAAUCUGAAGACAGUUAAAAGCAAAGGUUGAGCGUGCGGAAUAUGGAGUCAUUGCUCAUCGGCUACGGUCUCUUGUUCCUUUUUGUACUAGUUUGCACCGACUCUGGGAAAUUUUGAUUUUACCACACUGUGUUCAGUUUUUGUAUAUGAAUUGUGGCAUUAUAAUGGGCUAGUUUAAUCCUUCUGUAAAUGUAAUAGAACUAAUUUUGUACGUAAUAGAUAUAAUGUUGAAAUUUGCUUUUAUUUU